ACGUCAAGUGACUUUUGCCGCGAAUCUCGCGUAUGAUUUGGUCAAGUGCGAGCUAUCCUUCGUCAUACAAACCUUCGACGCGACGACAGUCUCUGUCCUUCUCCUUCAUUCUGCAACACACCUCGUUCUCGCAACCUCAACAGCAUGCGUUCGAUUGCGUUCGUUGCCGCACUUGUCAUGCCCAUCGCCGCCGUCUCCUUGGCUGCGGCGCCCACGUGCUCGGAGAAGUGGAGUCAGUGCAACGGACAAAACUGGCCGUUCGGCGUCUGCUGCAAGGACCCCACCUUUGUCUGCAACAAGAAGAACGACUAUCUCUCGCUCUGUGAGCCCAAGAAGAAGGCGGAAAUGGCUGCCGAAGCUGCGGAAAUCAACGUCUGGGGCCAGUGUGGCGGCAACGGCUUCAGCGGCAACUACCGUUGCGCAGAUGGCAGCUCGUGCAUCAAGGUCAACGACGCGUACUCGCAGUGCCAGCCGACGCCGCCGGGCGCCAACGAGAUUGCGACGUGGGGCCAGUGCGGCGGCAGCAACAACAACUUCAAGGCCAACGGCAAGACGUGCCGCAGCGUCGACACGUGCAAGGUGCACAACUCGUACUACUCACAGUGCGUCCCCAAGUAGUGUAGUAGAAUGACCCCACCAAGGAGCCUGGCCAUUUUGCAUAUCACCUACAAUAAACUUCAACUUGACUUUUCUAUCUCU
Messenger RNA from Saprolegnia diclina VS20, 699 nucleotides. RefSeq lists its product as hypothetical. Bases 145 to 618 code for a protein of 157 amino acids. The record is from RefSeq and is a predicted model, not a curated record. Gene Ontology annotation, molecular function: cellulose binding. Gene Ontology annotation, cellular component: extracellular region. Gene Ontology annotation, biological process: carbohydrate metabolic process. NCBI's taxonomy places the organism in Eukaryota, Oomycota, Saprolegniomycetes, Saprolegniales, Saprolegniaceae. The transcript has a single exon.